AUGUUUACGCUCUGUGUAAUUUUUGUGGCUUGUGUGGCAAUUUCAGCAGCGGCCACAGUUACUGUGCCUGGGUCACCUGUCACCUCAAUUGAGACCACAUCAACAGUAUUGGAAUGUACAUAUACCGCUACUAGUAGUAAUCCACUGAUACAGUGGUAUAAAGGGAGUAGUACAAGUACAGGAUCUCUGCUUAUACAAAAAAACAAUGCCGGGGUUCUCCCGCAGCCUGGAAUCACAAGACAUGACAUUCAAGGCCAAGCUAGUCUACUUAUAACGGAUACACAGUUAAGUGAUGCUGACAAGUAUUGGUGUCAAGUAGAAGGUUUAGGUGAUCCUAGAGACGAGAAAUCAAUCACUCUCAUAGUAACAC
Molecule: messenger RNA, 370 nt
Organism: Saccoglossus kowalevskii
Lineage: Eukaryota; Metazoa; Hemichordata; Enteropneusta; Harrimaniidae
Source: RefSeq, a predicted model, not a curated record